AUGUCUUCCCGUGCUUUGGCAAAACCUCAGAUGCGAGGCCUGCUGGCCAAGCGUCUGCGCAUACAUCUCACGAUAGCUAUCACUCUGUCCCUGGGCGUUGCAGCUUGCUAUAAGUUUGCUGUGGCUGACCGAAGAAAGAAGGCAUAUGUGGAUUUCUAUAGAAAUUUUGAUGCCAUGAAGGAUUUUGAGGAGAUGAGGAAAGCUGGUAUCUUUCAGAGUGUAAAAUAA
Molecule: messenger RNA, 228 nt
Organism: Elephantulus edwardii (Cape elephant shrew)
Lineage: Eukaryota; Metazoa; Chordata; Mammalia; Macroscelidea; Macroscelididae
Product: cytochrome c oxidase subunit 6C-like
Exons: 1
Coding region: 1-228 (75 amino acids)
Biological process (GO): mitochondrial electron transport, cytochrome c to oxygen
Source: RefSeq, a predicted model, not a curated record